Messenger RNA from Fusarium graminearum PH-1, 894 nucleotides. RefSeq lists its product as uncharacterized. The record is from RefSeq and is a predicted model, not a curated record. NCBI's taxonomy places the organism in Eukaryota, Fungi, Ascomycota, Sordariomycetes, Hypocreales, Nectriaceae. The transcript is spliced from 2 exons. The coding region runs from base 1 to 894 and encodes 297 amino acids.
AUGGCGGACCCCCUCAGCAUUGCCGCCUCUAUUGUUGGCAUCAUCGCAGCAACAUUCGAGGGAAUCGGGCUCUUGUCAAACGCCAUUAACAAUAUCCGACACGCCCCCGAGUCUUUGAGGAGCAUACAAAGUGAACUUGCUCAACUAAAACCACUGCUGGCAAGACUAGAUUUUGCCAUAAGUGAAACUCCAGCCAAACUAGUGCUCAGUCCCGAGAUCAAACUUGCCUUGGAAAACUGCAACCGGGCGUGUACAGAUUUCAGUGUUUCCCUCACUCACUGGACGCGGCACUCUAAUGGCGAUAAGAGUUCUUUUUUUGAUAACGCCAAGAUUGGGGUCUUGCGCCAGAGAAGAAUUCGUCUCCUCAACGACCAACUGAGCCAAAGCAUCAAGAUUUUGAGUGUGACUCUGGAUACCGCAACCUAUCUGAAAAUGUCUCGACAAGAAGGGAUAGAAAAAGAGUUAGGUGAUAAAAUGCUCUUGAAUCUGGAGAGUCGCAUUACGAAAGGAGUCAACGAGGCUCGCGAUGAUCUAAAGGCAGCUAUCAAGUAUGAAAGGGGAGUAUUGGAGCUUCAUGAGAACGAAGACGGAGACAAAAGAGCUCUACUCAAUGAGAUAAUCCGGCAGAAAGGCAUGAUUGAGGCGUUUCAACGAACUUCAGAAGAAGCACUCAAAGCGACUGUGUCUGAACGUACCAAGCAGAAUAUCCGUGACGUCAAAACUACAGGCAACAGCAUUGCUUUGGCGGGGCUUAUCAACACAGACAGGGAAGAGACCAAUAUCGAACAGAAUAUUUCGCAGAUACACACGGAUGGGCACAGUAUCUCUGUAGCCGGAGUGGCAAAAAACCUUGAUAUCAAUUCCAUGUUCUCCCAGAUGAGAUCGCUGGAGUAG